Dovyalis caffra is the source of this 684-nucleotide messenger RNA. The record is from the annotation of a GenBank genome assembly. NCBI's taxonomy places the organism in Eukaryota, Viridiplantae, Streptophyta, Magnoliopsida, Malpighiales, Salicaceae.
AUGACAAAAGUAGGUAACCAACCACCAUUUAACGUUCCUUCCAACUUCGGCCAUUGCACACUAGCAAGCACAAAGAAGAUCAGCUACUUUAGCGGCUGCAACAAUCUUGUGAUGAUCAUGAACUUCAUUUCCACCAUCUUCAUCAUCUUCAGUACCAUCACCUUUCAAGCAUCAAUGGCAAAAGCAGACAACCCAUUACAAGAGUUUUCAAGUAGAGAAGAGUUGGUGCAAUUGGCUGGUUAUGGAGAGGAAAGGCUAUCAACCGUGCUAGUCACAGGCACAGUUCUUUGUGAGGCUUGUUUGCAUGGUGAAACUCAACUUCAUGCAUGGCCAAUACCAGGUGCUCUGGUGAAGGUCGAAUGCCACACAGGUGGGAAGCGGAGCAGGACAAGUUCUGCACAAGCAAUGACAGAUGAAUAUGGAGAUUUUCUAAUCGACCUACCUUCCCACCUCCAUGGAAUCCCAAACUUGGAAAGAAUAUGUUCAGUUAAGGUUGUAAGAUUGCCACAGAACCCGGUAUGCACACCAGCUCAUGCCAGGAAACAGAAGGCUCUGGAAUUAUCAUCGUUUGGGAACGGCAUCCGUAAUUACAGUGCCGGGGAGGUAAAAUUUCUUCAAGUAACAUCUAAAUCUUUACAAGCAUGCACCAAGAGAGGAAGCAGCGAUAAGCAAAUUGCGUGGUAG